GGUUCUGCAGGACCAACUCUUGAGGACCAGGGAGCCACCCAAGAACCAGAGAGACACCCAAGAACCAGAAAGAUACCCAAGAACCAGAAAGACCCCCAAGACGACCAUCUCUUGAGGACCAGGAAGCCACCGAAGCCGUCCAAACACAGCCUCUUCUAGCCUUCACAGCCUCUUCUAGCCUCUGUCCAGGACAAGUUGUCCAAAAUGGUGGCGACUUACGACUGCAAGGAGUGUAAAGAGUCUUUGUACGGGGGGAAGUACAUCCUGCAGCAGGAUAACCCUUACUGCCUCACCUGCUACGAGAAAUCCUUCUCCAACAUCUGCGAAGGGUGCGAGAAAUGCAUUAGCUGCACCAGCAAGGAUCUGUCGUACAAGGACCGCCACUGGCACUCAGACUGCUUCCAGUGCACCAUGUGCAUGCGCUCGCUGGUGGAGAGGCCCUUUGCUACCAAGGACAACGUAAUCAUGUGUGUGGAGUGUUACUCCAACCAGUACUCUGCCAAAUGCUUCGGCUGCCUCAAGACCAUCAUGCCAGGCACCAAAAAGAUGGAGCACAAAGGCAACAGUUGGCAUGAGAACUGCUUCACAUGUCAGCACUGCAAACAGCCAAUGGGAACCUGUAGCUUUGUGAACAAGGAGGACAGCAACUACUGCCUGCCCUGCUAUGAGAAGCAGUUUGCUCUUCCCUGCGUCCACUGCAAGAAGCCAAUCACCACCGGAGGGGUCAAUUACCGGGACCAGCCCUGGCACAAGGAGUGCUUUGUCUGCAUCUCCUGCAAGCAACAACUAUCUGGCCAACGCUUCACCUCGCGUGACGAUUUUGCCUACUGCCUGAACUGCUUCUGCAACCUCUUUGCUAAGAAGUGUGCUUACUGCACCACCCCUAUCAGCGGUCUGGGCGGCUCCAAGUACAUCCUGUUUGAGGAGCGCCAGUGGCACAACGACUGCUUUAACUGUAAGAAGUGCAGCGUGUCUCUGAUCGGCCGUGGCUUCCUGACCUCCCGCGACGAUGUCCUCUGCCCCGACUGCGGCAAAGAGGUGAGUAGCAGGCCUGGCUCAUGGCGUAGGCGGUUCAGGCAAAUUGCUUGGGGUGCCGUCCAUCAAUACAUCUGAGGACCAUACAUCAGAUCCAUUGGGGCGCCUAUGGAUUAACACUUUUUACUAAUACUAUUUUACUACGUUUUUACUAAUACUAUUGUAAUUCUAUUAUUGACAAUUGACUACAAUGGUUGCGCUUAAAUCAUAUUUGGUGCAAUACCUUAUUCACAUUGUGUUUAUAAUUCAAUGUCACUUGUUUCUUUAAUAUAGUUUUGGUUGUUGUUUGUACAAUAAAGAAAAAGACAUUCUGCAAUAAUUGAUGCAAAAAAGGCACAAAUUGGUGCAUAAAUAUUCGCCAGAAUAUUUAUGAGCAACAAACAUUAAUUGUUUGGUGCUCAAAAUGUAACCCUUUAUGUGUCCCCCCCCCUCCCCCCAAAGCAGACUCACUCCUACAGUAUGCCCCCAGGCUGAGAUUCAAGGAUUAACAUUGAAAAUCCUGCCGAGGGCACCAAAUUGGUCAGAGGCCGCCCUGGUAACAGGUCUCCUAUUCGUUGUCAAAAAUAUUCAUUUAUUUAUUUGUCUGGACAGAAAUGUCAACAUUCAGAAACUGUUUGUAUCUAAAUGACAUUGUAUUUACUGUACGGCCUUUCAUCUUGUGAACGAUAGAGAAAAUAAAAUGAAAUAGAAAUGAUUUAUUUGUAUGAAUCUUCAUAAAACUGUAUUGUUGUAGACCACAUUUUCUGACAAUAAAAA
Gadus chalcogrammus (walleye pollock) is the source of this 1791-nucleotide messenger RNA. Its product is annotated as four and a half LIM domains protein 2-like. The transcript has 7 exons. Gene Ontology annotation, molecular function: transcription coregulator activity. NCBI's taxonomy places the organism in Eukaryota, Metazoa, Chordata, Actinopteri, Gadiformes, Gadidae. The record is from RefSeq and is a predicted model, not a curated record. The coding region runs from base 205 to 1113 and encodes 302 amino acids. Gene Ontology annotation, cellular component: Z disc; nucleus.